AGUUCCGCGAAUACCACAUCGAAAAGAGGCUCAUUAGAUUGAAUCCAAAAUGGCGCACCGAAAAACACGAUUCUAAUUCGAUUUCGGCAGUUUAGCAGCGUUAAUUCAGUUAAUAGAUAUGGAUGAGGAUGAUUUAGAAGAAAUGCGGGCAUUAAGAGGUGCAUCUAGGUACCAAGCAUCCGAUGCCUUUCAAAGAAGUUUGCAUCAACCAGAUGAGGAUAUUACUCAAAAAAGAAAUUUAAAAGAUUCAAAAGCAGCAAGUGCAAAUAUAAAUGAAGAAGAAAUGAUGCAAAGGAUGAUGGGAUUUGCUGGCUUUGGUAAAGUAGAUACUAAACAGAGAGAGUUUGAAGAUGGCCUGCGGUCGGCUAAAAGGCUCGAAAAAGAGAAGACAAAAGCCGAAAGAGACGAGGGACUGACUGAAAAAGAUAGCACUGAUGAAGAAUCAGAAAGUGAAGGAGAAAUCAUUGGCCCGAUGCCAGUACCUCAACCACCAACUCAGAAACAAUCACACAAUGAUUCAAUGAUAUCAAGAAGUAACACUUGGAACAGUAAAGAAAGAACUGAUGACAUUGAUGAUCAUGAUGAUGAUGAUGAUGAAUCCGACGACGACGACGACCUGGUCAUAAAAAUUCCUUCGUCCCAUGAGAUAACGUUGGAGCAUGGUAAUAAAAUGAUCUCUGCAAUGACACUUGAUCCAUCUGGUUCCCGUCUCGUUACUGCUGGAUAUGAUUACGAGAUGAAAUUUUGGGACUUCAAUACGAUGGAUGUUCACUUGAAGCCGUUUCGAAGCUUGACUCCUAUGGAAAGUCAUGGAAUUAGGACUAUAAGAUACAGCGCAGCUGGGGAUAUGGUAUUAAUAGCAGCUGGAAAUUCUCAGGCUAAAGUGCUUGAUCGAGACGGACAUCAGAUCUACGAAUGCAAAAAGGGAGAUCAAUACAUUGUUGACAUGACAAAUACCAAGGGUCAUGUUGCUAUGCUAAAUGCUGGUUGUUGGGAUCCAAAGAGCCCUGGUGAAUUCAUUACUUGCUCUGAUGAUGGCACAGUUCGACUUUGGGACGUCAAUGAUGUUAGAAGAAACAAGAAGGUUGUUAAAACUAAAAAUAAACAAGCAAGAAAGACAGGGGCCACAUUUUGCACUUUUAGCAAUGAUGGAAAGAUAAUAGUUGCUGCAUGUCAGGAUGGUUCCAUACAAGCAUGGGACACACGAAAACCCUUUGUACAUACAACAUUUUGUAACCGUGAGGCUCACGCAAAUGGCACCAGCACGUCCUGUCUCACUUUCGCGUAUGACAACAAUGAGUUUGCGUCAAGAGGAGGCGACGAUACAUUGAAAACCUGGGAUUUAAGAAAUUUCAAGAAGCCAGUAAACAUUGUCAAGAACUUGGUUUCUUUCUACGACGUUUCUAAAUGUACAUAUAGUCCUGACGAUAGAAUGGUUAUAGCUGGGACGUCAGUAAAAAAGAACCAGGGCGAUGGAAAGCUAGUAAUUUUUGAUCGGACAAAUCUCGGGAUACUAAGAGAAAUUUCUGUUGGAAACGCAAGUGCUGUUAGCUGUCUGUGGCAUCCAAAGCUGAAUCAAAUCUUUGCAGGUUGUUCAAAUGGUAACAUAAAAGUUUGCUUUGAUCCAGAAAAGAGCAGAAAUGGAGCGACGCUAUGUGUUGGCAAAGUAAAAAAGAAGCGGAUCGAUCCUGGGGAACAAAUGAUCAAGAGCCAAAUCAUAACUCCCCAUGCAUUGCCAAUGUUCCGAGAAAAACGAGCAAAAAGCAUGAAGAAAGUAAAGCAGGAGAUGAGGGGAGAUACGACCUUGUCAAAAAAGCCAGACCCACCCGUUACUGGACCAGGCUCUGGAGGGAGAAUCAGAGAAGGCAUGAGUCUGUCUGGCUUUGUUGUCAAACAAAUCGCGUUAUCUAAAAUGGACGAUUCCAACCCCAGAGAGGCGAUAUUGAAGCACGCUAAGGCAACAGAGGAGAAUCCGCAUUACGUCACACCGGCAUAUACAAGGACACAACCAAAACCAGUGUUUCAAAAUCCUGAUGAAGAAAGUGACAGUGAUGAAGAAUCCGAAAAGAAGAGGCCACGUCUACUUUAAUGUUGGUUUUCUAAGGAUGUGACGGAAAAGUUGAACAGCGCUAACAAACUGCUCAUCAUACAAAGGCAAUAUUCUAUUCUGUCUAUGAACGAGCUUGCAGCCGCAUAGGUUCGCAAAUUAUGCCUCUCUGCUUCAAGGUUAUUAAAACUACUUUUGAGCGAAACGCAGUUUUGAGAACAGUUCUUUUGCCUGUGAUAUAUUUUCGGUUUUGAUACCAGAUAAAGUUUAUUUAACUCCAGAAAGAGUGGUUAAUUGUUGAGAUAACUUAGAAGUAGAAAAAGGUUAACGAUUUUAAGGGAUACAAAAAAAGUAAGACAUUUUGAAGCAGACUACACUCUUUUUUAUAAGAACUAGUAAAUUGAAGUUUUUUUCUGAGGCUAGAUUGUUCUUAAUUUGCCGGCUUCGUUUGCCAACAAAGUCAAUGAGACAUCCUUUUUUGUCGACAAGUUUGAAAAUUCACAAGCACCCCAGAUGGCAAAAGACUCGUUUUUGAGAUGAAAGAUUGUUAAAAAUAAAAUUUUAUAGUAGUAGCUCAGCCUCAGCUUGUUGAAAGGGGCCAAAACAAUCUGCGUGGCCCUUUUCCUCUACAAU
Messenger RNA from Rhopilema esculentum, 2680 nucleotides. Its product is annotated as WD repeat-containing protein 70. Gene Ontology annotation, molecular function: protein binding. NCBI's taxonomy places the organism in Eukaryota, Metazoa, Cnidaria, Scyphozoa, Rhizostomeae, Rhizostomatidae. The record is from RefSeq and is a predicted model, not a curated record. Gene Ontology annotation, cellular component: site of double-strand break; nucleus.